Daucus carota subsp. sativus is the source of this 602-nucleotide messenger RNA. RefSeq lists its product as uncharacterized. Lineage: Eukaryota; Viridiplantae; Streptophyta; Magnoliopsida; Apiales; Apiaceae. The record is from RefSeq and is a predicted model, not a curated record. Bases 1 to 459 code for a protein of 152 amino acids. The transcript has 4 exons.
AUGCUAACAGUUUUCAAAACAACAAUAACACAGUUUUUUCGCAAAUAUCGAAAAAUAGAGAUUAAGCCUGUUAAGCUCAAAUCUUCUCAGUCUGGUCACAAUGGUGAAAAGUCUAAACAAGAUCCGCCCCUUGAUAUUGCUCAACAACCCGUCAUCAAAACAUUCCCUGCUAACACUUUGGAAGAUAUGGCUCCUUUUCUCUCCCAGUAUGCUCUUGUCAUGUAUAACAUGGACCAGGUAAUUAAACUUGAUGCGGAGGAGGGUACUAGUUACCUUGUUACUUUCACAGCCUCCUUGCGUGAUAAGAGCAAGAUUGUUGAGACCUUCGAAACACAUAUAUGUGUGCCUAGCCUCUUCCCAACUAUGAUCUUGGAAAUAAGGGAUAUCAGUCGCAGGGAUUUGCUUGCAACAGUGCCUGUGGAGGAGCAGAAGGGAACAAAGAAACUAGUUGCUAAAUAAAGUCAUCUGCAUGUGUAUUAUGUUUAUAAAUUGGUCAUUGUUUUGACCAUUUGAAACAAAUGAUUAGAUUUCUGUCCAAGCUCGUUAUGUUUAUGUUAAGAAAGCUAAGCCCAAUUACCUACACGGUUCCAUGUUUUUGGUGG